CCACCUCUAUUCAUUUAGCAUUGCCAACUACUCACGAACGGUUCGUUACGCGGAGCGCGCGUAAAUUCAUUCAGCAAGCAAACAGAAAAAGCGGAAUAUUCAAGUUGCAAUUCUUCCUCCACCUUCACCAGCAAUCUCCCACAAAUCUCGACCAAAAUGAGCUGCGGAAUCUCCAUGGUUAAAUAUAUCCUAUUUAUAUUCAAUUUGCUCUGUUCGAUAUGCGGCAUCCUACUGAUCGUUUUUGGAGCUCUGCUCUUCAGCAAAGUUCACAACUUCGAUGACUUCGCGGAGGCUCUACGUACCCAGCAGGUGCCGGUGACAAUGAUAGUCCUGGGCACCAUUAUCCUGCUGAUCUCCUGGUUUGGAUGCUGCGGAGCCAUUCGCGAGUCCUACUGCAUGUCCAUGACGUAUUCUAUUCUACUGUUUGUUCUAAUGAUUGGUCAACUGGCCCUGGUCAUCUACAUGUGGGUGCAGAAGGAUAAGUAUCUGCAAAUCAUGGGCGAAGCAGUGGAGAAGGCCUGGGACAAUCGUACACGUCGCUCCGACUACAUGGAUGCCCUUCAGAUCAGCAUGAAAUGUUGUGGACGCAAUGGCUUCUCCGACUACUCCUUCCAAGGCAAGUUCCCUCCGUCUUGCUGCAGCGACACCAAUAACUGCCGCAUGGAAACCGUCUAUCAGAGAGGAUGCAAAGCCACCUUCAUCGAUUUCUGGGACAGGAAUAGCGACAUCAUUAAAUAUGCUGGCCUGGUUAUUGCAGGAAUCGAAUUUGUUGGCUUUGUGUUUGCCUGUUGCCUGGCGAACAGCAUUCGGAACUAUCGCCGCCGCGCGGAGUAUUAAUCGCUGAGAAGAGAGCCUUUUACUAAUUUUAAAUGGAACCGAAAGUACGAAUUAUGUUGCCCAAUUUUACGAAUAUAUAUCACCUGACACAGAUGGCCAUUGAAAUUUACAUAAUCUCAAGUUAUAGCAGAGAAUCCCACGAUGAAUUCGAAAUGAUCCCUUUUUGUAAGAUCGUUGAUUGAGAGUUUUAAUGAUUGUGCUAAUAUUUUUAACUGUACAAAAUAAUUUAUACUCCUAGAGAUUGCAAUAAACUGAAAAAAUUUAUUAUAAAUUUUAAA
Messenger RNA from Drosophila eugracilis, 1115 nucleotides. RefSeq names its product 23 kDa integral membrane protein. Lineage: Eukaryota; Metazoa; Arthropoda; Insecta; Diptera; Drosophilidae. Gene Ontology annotation, cellular component: membrane. The transcript is spliced from 6 exons. The coding region runs from base 157 to 837 and encodes 226 amino acids. The record is from RefSeq and is a predicted model, not a curated record.